UGUUCAACUCUACAAAUAUUGCUUUGUCUUUCCCUUUCCCUUUCCCCUGCUUUUCUGGGUCUUCGCGAUCUUUCUGCUCUCUCCGAUUCUUCCUCCAUUUCCAACUUGUCCGCUUCAAACACACUCCAAAUCUCACGCACCUCUUUCUUCUCUUCCUUCACAUUCCCCUCUCCUUCUUGUCCGAACCCAUUUGAGCCAUUCUUCUUCCAUUCCCAGUUUCUGCUUCAAAGCUUCAAAACCCACAUCCCAUCCUUAACCUUCGAUCCAAAUUUGAAAACUUUCUUUCUGGGUGUUGCGGAAAAACGCAAACGCGCUUUCUGGGGUGCCGUCAAAACAACGAUUUCACUUGUUGCUAUAUGUACUUUUAACUUUUGUUGUUGUUGUUGUUGUUGUUGUUGUUAUUGUCUUUGCUGUUUUCACUUUUUUAAUCUGAAAAGUUGGGAAGUGCACUGGAUUACGCAGAUCUGCACUUUAUGGACAUGUGUCUUGUAGCUAUUACUCCAUAAUAAUAUACAAAGCGUGUGUUGGUGUUUGUGUUUGUGUUUGUGUGUGAGAGAGAGUUUCCAAGUUUUCUUUCUCAUCUUAUCUCUUUGUUGAUUUGAUGAUUGAAGCUGAGUCAGUCAUUGCCAUUUUAGCUAUCUCAAUCUAAAAAGGGCAUAAUUGUCAGUGGUGGGUGGUCUAGAAUUUUCCAAAAAGAGAAGAAUUUUGAUUGAGGGUGAAGGAGUUGUAGAGAGGAAGAUCUUGAAGGGGUUGGAGAAUUUUUGUUGUUGUGUUUUCUGUAGAUUUUGUUGUGACGGAUUCUUCAAGGGAAGAAGGUGGUGGUGGUGGUUGUUCAGCUGGUCUGGAGUGCAUUAUAGGCAUUCUCAGGGCCCUCAAGAUGGGGUCCUGCUUCUCUGCGGAAAGCAGGAGCCCUCAUCCCAAUUCACCUGGGAAGCGGAAGAACUCAAAGAAGAGGCUUGGAUCAAGGACCUCUUCCUUUGAGUAUUGGAGGAAUGAGCCACUUCAUAGGAUUGCUGACAGGAUUUUCCUCAAUGGCUCAAGCCAAGUUGCCUCCUUGUUCACCCAACAGGGAAAGAAGGGCACCAACCAAGAUGCCAUGAUUGUUUGGGAGAACUUUUGUUCUAGACAAGAUACAAUUUUCUGUGGAGUUUUUGACGGACAUGGUCCAUAUGGUCACAUGGUUGCGAAAAAAGUGAGGGAUUCUCUUCCUAUGAAACUGAAUGCCCAUUGGGAAUUUAAUGCAUCUGGUGAGGAAUCCCUCAAGGAGCUUACCAUUAAUACUGUAUUAAGCAUGAACUCAGAAGAAACUCCCUCUUUAUCUGCUGAUGAGGAAUCCAGGGUAUCCGUUGAUGCUGCUGAGGAGACAGAAAAGCACCCGGAAAUCUUUCACACACUUAAAGAGUCAUUUUUGAAGUCAUUCAAAGUUAUGGAUAGAGAACUGAAGAUGCACCAAACUAUUGAUUGCUUCUGUAGUGGCACAACAGCUGUCACUCUGGUUAAGCAGGGUCAUGACCUUAUAAUUGGAAAUGUUGGCGACUCUAGAGCGGUGCUGGCUACAAGAGAUAGAGAUGAUUCUCUUGUUGCAGUACAGUUAACUGUGGAUCUAAAACCCAAUCUCCCUGCUGAAGCAGAGAGAAUUCGCAAAUGUAAAGGCCGAGUUUUUGCUCUUCACGAUGAACCUGAAGUUGCUAGAGUCUGGUUGCCAAACAAUGAUUCCCCCGGCCUUGCUAUGGCAAGGGCAUUUGGAGAUUUUUGUCUGAAAGAUUUUGGUCUAAUCUCUGUCCCUGAGGUAUCAUACAGACGCCUCACUGAUAAGGAUGAGUUUAUUGUCUUAGCAACAGAUGGGAUUUGGGAUGUGCUUUCAAACAAAGAAGUGGUAGACAUUGUGGCAUCCGCGCCGAGGCGUUCCACCGCAGCGCGAGCACUGGUUGAGUCAGCAGUUAGAGCUUGGAGGUACAAGUAUCCAACCUCCAAAGUAGAUGAUUGUGCUGUGGUUUGCCUAUUUCUUGACUCAGACAUGAACAAAGUAUACAGUGCUUCUUCCCAUGCCAAGUCCAAUGAGCCGGCUAGUUCUGGGAUCACCCAAGUCAGUAGCAAUGGUGGUGAUGAUGACGAUGAUGUUUCCGGACCUCCUGGUCUAGCAAGGUCAGGAACCUGUAGGGAAGUCAAUGGCAAUGGUACUACUUCACAUGACGAUAACAACAACAAUGAGGAAGAGUUGAAGGACGAGGAGGAGAUAGAUGCUGAUGCAGAAAAAGAGUGGUCUGCACUUGAAGGAGUAUCUCGUGUGAACACUUUGUUAACUCUCCCAAGAUUUGUCCCUGACAAAGCAGACAAGGCUGCAGCAUCAGAAGGGGUGAGAAAACGCAAAUGAAAUUGUUCAAGCAAGGAAUAUUGAGCUAGUGCUUUACCUUUUUUGUUUUUCAAAUUUCCAUUCUUAUAUCUUUUUGUUUUCCAUUAUUGUUAUAGAUACAUACAUUACAUACAUGUACCUUUUUCUUUUAUUUAUAUGUUAAGUCUAUAUCCACGAUCCAACUCAAUGGUUUGGUCUGGAAAUCUGUCAUUGCUCUCUUGCAUGCUUGGAAAUUUUGUAAAAUCAAACUCUCCAAACAAUACAUCAAUUUUUGUUUUGAUAAA
Messenger RNA from Lotus japonicus, 2637 nucleotides. Its product is annotated as probable protein phosphatase 2C 33. The coding region runs from base 878 to 2374 and encodes 498 amino acids. Gene Ontology annotation, biological process: protein dephosphorylation. The record is from RefSeq and is a predicted model, not a curated record. The transcript has 5 exons. Gene Ontology annotation, molecular function: protein serine/threonine phosphatase activity. Lineage: Eukaryota; Viridiplantae; Streptophyta; Magnoliopsida; Fabales; Fabaceae.